This is a messenger RNA of Dioscorea cayenensis subsp. rotundata (Guinea yam), 1539 nucleotides long. RefSeq lists its product as uncharacterized. Bases 581 to 1252 code for a protein of 223 amino acids. The transcript has 2 exons. Lineage: Eukaryota; Viridiplantae; Streptophyta; Magnoliopsida; Dioscoreales; Dioscoreaceae. The record is from RefSeq and is a predicted model, not a curated record.
UUCCCAAAUCCCAAAUCCCAACUCUCUCUCUCUCUCUCUCUCUCUCUCUCAGAUCCGAGCUCUAUUCCUAAAAUCGAGAUCUUUUCGAGCACUAAUUCUUGCCAGUUGUGGGUUUUUUUCUCGAGAUGAGGACGGCGAACGCUCGAUUCAUGCCCCAAUUUGAACAGUAAGUAGACCAUAUGAGCUGUCUAAUUGAGGCUUGGGAUGUUUGCCACCAUAUUCUCGUGAUUGAUCUGUUUGCGUUUGUGUUUUACUAAUAUGGCCAACUGCGGGGCCUCUCAAGAGUUGGGAAAGAAAGCCAUGACAGAUGCUUCAGUGAAAGUGUAUCAUUUCUCUCUCUUUCUCUCUCCCGUUGUGUCAUUUUGGGAUUGCAUUGUUCGCAAAAUGAGAUAUUCAUUCAGGCCUGAAUGGGUGUAGGUCUAGCUCAGUAAACGGUAGUCUCUUCAGUUUCCAAGAAAAACUUGUGGGAAAUUGCAAAGUUUUAGUUUUCAAUUUUAAGGAGAUGAUUGUGGCAAUCCUGUUAUAUUAGAUAUUCUGAAAAAUAGAUAAGCUGAGAUAGUAGUUACAGAAAUAGGCAAUUAUGGAGAGGAUACGAUGUGGUCAACCGGUGCCAGCCCUGAGGAAGAGUAAGAAGAAACAGGCUAAAGAGGAAGUGGAUCGUCAGAAACAGGCUGAGAAGAAAAAGAGACGCCUUGAAAAAGCACUAGCAACUUCUGCUGCCAUACGGUCAGAAUUGGAGAAGAAGAAACAGAAGAAGAUUGAGGAACAGCAAAGACUCGAUGAAGAAAGUGCUGCAUUAGCCGAGGCAGUUGCUCUGCAUGUCCUUGUUGGGGAAGAUAAGGAUGAGUCCUGUCCCUUUAUGUUGAAUAAAAGGCUCAACCCAUGGGAGUAUUCUAACAAUAUCAGUCUUCUAAUGGGUUGCCAGAGUUUUGCAAAGUACCCAAUUGGAGGAAUAGGAUGGAUGCCUGAUGCAUAUGAUCCAGCGCGCAAAUGGAAUGAAUGGGGACCUGCAGCUUCUCUGCCUCAUGGACUGUUUGUAAGAGACCUUCAAACGCCGUAUUUUAAGGACACUUUGCAUGGAGCAGGAAUCUGCCCUGGGCAUAUAGCAGCCGAUGCAGUCUCACUGUUGCAGAUCAAAGAUGAUUCACAUGAGGACCCAUUCAUUGACCAGGGAGCAGCAUCUGUAGUAAUAAAUAAAAUGUUCGGAGGAUGCAAUGACGGUAACAGAAUGAAUAUAUACAGCAAGUUUUAAUUAGACUCCAUACUAGACUUGUAUAUAGUCAUUGCCAAAUUGCCCUUUGUUUUUGAUGUAGGCACUUCUUCAUUACCAAAAGGUAUUUUCUAUGUUAUGUGUUUUAUUUACAGACUUGUGAAGUGAGAGUUUGACAUCUUGUUCAAGAAAAUUGAACCAAUAUAGACUUUCAUUGUAAUAACAUGCUAUUUGCUUCUUGGACUUAAGUAGCACCUUGUCUGUCAUAUUGUGUGAUGUUUCUUGUACAAAUGAAGUUGCAGAAAAAAUAAAAAAUAAACUAUUUAUCC